AUGGAAGCAGAACCUAGCAGCCACGCUAACACUUCCAGCUCAACAGUGGAAACAGAAGCAGUAUCAAUGUCCUCUGAUGAGGCCACAGAGGCCACAAAUUCCACAUCUCACAUGGAAAUUGAAUCCCAGAAAGACUCUACAGUUCCCAAUUUCACCAACACAACUGAGGAUAAUACUCCUUUUAUCACAGUUGUAUCCAAAAAACAAAAAGUAAAAGGAAAGAAAAAAUCUUAUAUACGACCAGACAGUCCAUAUGGAAAAGCAGGCAGCUCUCAAAGCCGCCUCUUACACAAAAUUCAAAACUAA
Ambispora leptoticha is the source of this 306-nucleotide messenger RNA. The record is from the annotation of a GenBank genome assembly. NCBI's taxonomy places the organism in Eukaryota, Fungi, Glomeromycota, Glomeromycetes, Archaeosporales, Ambisporaceae.